Molecule: messenger RNA, 477 nt
Organism: Ceutorhynchus assimilis (cabbage seed weevil)
Lineage: Eukaryota; Metazoa; Arthropoda; Insecta; Coleoptera; Curculionidae
Source: the annotation of a GenBank genome assembly
GUUUAGGUAUACUUAUAUGGAACUUUGUGAUUUUAGUAGGUACCUGAGAUCACUAUUAUGUGUUGGUUCAAGAAAACAGACAUCGUAAAACUUACAUUAUUUUUGUCCGUAUUUUUAGCGGUGGUUAGCAUUGUCUUUUCCUGGCAGGCUGUGGUGCCUAAAGAUCCAGAUGAACCAGGUCAUUGUUACUAUGAAGAAACAGGCCCUAUGAAAAAAGGAGAAGUAAAAGAUAUCGAAAAUGCAUGCACUGAGGCGUAUUGUGAUGUUGAUGGAACCAUGUUGUUAACAUCAUGCGGAGUCGCAAUGGUAAAUGACAAGCGAGUGGAGCCAGACUUUUCCAAACCCUAUCCGGAAUGUUGUAACUAUCCUUGGACGAAGCAAGAUCACUCGGACUCGGACUCGGACACGGACCCGGACUCGGAAGAAUAUAAGUAAUUUUAUAAAUAUCUAAAUAUUCAAUAAAAAUUCUGAAUUAUA